AUGAAUAAAUCCUUCAUGAUAUGGAAUUGCCAAGGCGCUGGUUCGGCUAAGUUCCAGCGAACUCUGGGGUCGCUUCUCCAGGGAUACAAGCCAAAUGUAGUGGCUCUAGUUGAACCAAGAAUUUCUGGUAAGAAAGCCGAUUUAGCUAUAAAGAAAACGGGCUACCCAAAUUCUCAUAGAAUCGAAGCUGAGGGAUUCUCAGGUGGAAUAUGGUUACUAUGGAGGGAUUGUGUAACAGUUGAUGUCCUACAAAAUCACCAUCAGUUCAUCCACACUCGGGUUAGCUCUGAGCCAGGGACCCCGCCAAUCCUCUUUACCGCAGUUUAUGGGAGUCCUCGCCCUAUUCCACGUGAAAACUUAUGGAGGCAGCUCCUUCAAAUAGCAGAAGGAGUCCACAGUCCAUGGAUCCUUGCUGGGGACUUUAAUGCCACUAUUUCAAUGAAUGAACGCCGGGGUGGAUCUCGGCAUGCUCAGGCGGGUUGUAAGAGUUUCAAACAAUUCAUUAGUAAAUCAGGCCUAAUUGAUCUUGGAUAUGUAGGGCCCAAGUUUACAUGGCAAAGAGGGAACCUCAUGGUAAGGCUAGAUAGGGCCUUAAGUAAUGGUUUAUGGAUCCAAGCCCAACCCAAUACCCAGGUGCUGCACUUGCCUAAAAUCCACAGCGAUCAUCGACCAGUCCUCAUUAAACAAGUGAAUAUGGGCCAACAAACCAAGAGACCUUUUCGUUAUCUGGCGUCCUGGGCCUCCCAUGAAGGGUUCCAUAGCCUUGUCUCAAAUACAUGGAGGAAUGAACAAAGUCUGGCGAAGAAUAUAGAGAGCUUUACCAAAGUGGCCCAUGCAUGGAACAUAGAAGUCUACGGUUCCAUCGGCAAACGUAAGGCGGACUUAAGAAGGCGUAUCACAGGUGUCCAAAAGGCUCUGGAAAGACAACCCUUUUCAUGGUAG
This is a messenger RNA of Neltuma alba, 942 nucleotides long. RefSeq lists its product as uncharacterized. Lineage: Eukaryota; Viridiplantae; Streptophyta; Magnoliopsida; Fabales; Fabaceae. The coding region runs from base 1 to 942 and encodes 313 amino acids. The transcript has a single exon. Gene Ontology annotation, molecular function: catalytic activity. The record is from RefSeq and is a predicted model, not a curated record.